AUGCUUUAUUCAAGCACUGAGAUAAAGUACUCGUCCAUCGCAGUGCGGCGAGUAAGGACACCUCAUCUAUCUAUUUCAGGUCCCGCCGUCAUCCCGAACCUUGAAAUUCACCUCCGACGUUGCCCACUACUUACCAGACUACCGCGCCACACGCCCCUUCUCCCGCCGGCCAUGCAACCUGUUGAGGAGGCCGACUGCCGUCCCAUCCCGCCCAACUUUAGCUUCGUGGUCGACGACGUCGUUCUCGCUUACCAUGGCAGUCUUCUGUACGAGGCCAGGGUUCUAGACGUCGAAGCGGACGAGGGCCAACCUGCCAAGGCCUAUCUCGUCCAUUUUCAGGGGUGGAGGAAGUCAUGGGACGAAAAAGUCACUGCAGAACGCGUCUACGAGCACAACCACGUCAAUCUAAAGGUUGCCCAUAAAUUGUUAAAUGGUGCAAAAAUGAGGCAACAGGCCUUGUACCCUGUGAAUGCAGAGAAAGAAGACCCCGCAAAACAAGUCAACGCCCCUCCUUCAGCACCACCGAAUGCUCUCUUUCAGAUCCCAACCCCGCUACAGCGACAGCUCGUCGACGAUUGGGAAUUUGUUACGAAGGAGCGCAAACUCGUACCUCUCCCACGCGAGCUCAGUGUCCAAGGCGUUCUACACAAAUGGAUCAACGGAAGGAGGCAAUCUACAGACAAGGCUACCAGAGAAGUCGCCGAAGGACUUCAAGCCUAUUUCGAUGUCGCUCUACCCAAACUGCUCCUCUACAAAUUCGAACGGCCUCAGUAUAACAGCAUAUUCCACACUGGAACACCUAGCGAUGUUACUAUUCUCCCAAGCGCUGUAUACGGCGCAGAACAUCUCCUCCGACUCAUCCUCAAGCUUCCCUUUUUGCUCGACACAACUGAUGUGCCCAAAGACACCAUGGAAACCAUAGCCGAAAAAGUCAACGAACUCGCAAAGUAUUUGCAAAAGAACGGAAGAGUACUCUUUUUGACCGAAUAUCAAUUGCAUGCGACAGGUACGCCUGGGAUCACCUGCCCAUUUCCACUGCGAACGCUUUUCCUUGACUAUUUUUCCCGUGUCUUUCCGCUUGCAGCACGUGUGAAUAUCAGAGUAAACGCAUUUUACUACAAAAGCUUCAAACCACACAUGACUGUGGAGAGCUCCUUCAAUUGCGCUGUUCUCGACAGUCCUUUAACCAUCUGUCAAGUCCACCCUUCGUCUGGUGUCAUGGCCUUGUUCUUCAUCGCCCGACACAAGUAA
Messenger RNA from Chondrus crispus (carragheen), 1251 nucleotides. RefSeq lists its product as hypothetical. Lineage: Eukaryota; Rhodophyta; Florideophyceae; Gigartinales; Gigartinaceae. The coding region runs from base 1 to 1251 and encodes 416 amino acids. Gene Ontology annotation, cellular component: histone acetyltransferase complex; nucleus. The record is from RefSeq and is a predicted model, not a curated record. The transcript has 4 exons. Gene Ontology annotation, biological process: regulation of DNA-templated transcription; chromatin organization.